This is a messenger RNA of Thrips palmi, 6647 nucleotides long. Its product is annotated as collagen alpha-1(I) chain-like. Bases 517 to 5523 code for a protein of 1668 amino acids. The record is from RefSeq and is a predicted model, not a curated record. Gene Ontology annotation, cellular component: extracellular region. Lineage: Eukaryota; Metazoa; Arthropoda; Insecta; Thysanoptera; Thripidae. Gene Ontology annotation, molecular function: chitin binding. The transcript is spliced from 9 exons.
AAAAAAGGACAAGUUUGUCUACACACUCGGCGGGUACGUCGGCGACGUCGGCCUGCCUCCGGUGCCCCGCGAACCCACCAGGACGGACCAGGACGGGGAGGGGAAGGAGGCGACGAAGACGAAGACGCAGCGAAGAAGAGGCGAAGACGAAGAAGGAGGAGGAGAAGCAGAAGAACAACAGCAAGCACAAGAAGAGCGAGCGAGCAGCAGGAGGAUGGUCCUAAGCGAGAAUUGGUGGUGAUACAGAGGCUAUAAGUAUCGGUGCGGACUCGCGGAGGGCGACUGUUUGAGCCCUGUCGGCCUGGCCGACACAACGUUCCCCCGCGAAGCCAAGCCCGAGUCCCCCGUGAGAUGCCCAGUGCCCAGUGACAGACUGUGUGUGUGCCCGCCCUGCCCGUGGCCCUGCCCUUGGCCCUGCCCGUCCAGUGCCAAAGUGAAUCAGUGUUGGCCAGGACUUUGUCGGGUCCUUCCUCUCGCAGCUCAUCGGACCGCCAAAGCAAGGGCUGAUCAGGGGCCAUGGGGGGCUCCACGAGGGGCUCCAUGGGGGGCUGGUGCCUGGUCGUCGCGGUGCUCGCCGCGCAGGCCUGGCAGGCGGCCGCCCACUACGACAGCAGCGACUACGAGGACUACCAGGACGGCAGCUACCUGGCGCGGCCGCGGCGCCGGGCCUUCCAGUGCCAGGCCGAGGGAUACUUCCCCGACCCCAGCGACUGCCGGACGUUCUACCGCUGCGUGGACUUCGGCUCCAGCUCGGGGCUGACGGCCUUCCCCUUCGAGUGCGGCCCCGGCACCGUGUUCGACACCGCCAACAACGUGUGCAACCACCCGUCGGCCAGCGGCCGGCCCGAGUGCGGCGGCACCGAGUCCGAGACCAACAACGAGGUGCCGUCGGGGUCCUACGAGCCGCAGCAGCCGCAGCAGCCGCAGCAGCCGCAGCAGCCGCAGCAGCCCACCCCCAGCGAGAUCGGCGACGGCAAGUGCGACGGAGACGGCUUCUUCGGCGUGCAGGGCGACUGCAGCAAGUUCUACCGGUGCGCGGGCGGCAUCAAGUACGACUUCUCCUGCGGGGAGGGCACCGUCUGGGACCCCGAGAUCACGGCCUGCAACCACCCCUGGGCCGUCAAGCGCGGCGACUGCGCGGCCGGAGGACAACCCGGUGGACAGCCCGGCGGACAACCCGGUGGACAGCCCAGCGGCCCUGACGCCGGGUACAAUCCACCCUCAGGACGACCCCCACGACCCACCGGCCCCAUCUACGGCGGACAGGGCCCCACGGGACCCAUUGACAACUCGCAAGGACCAACCGGACCCAUUUACGGAGGCCAAGGGCCAACAGGACCUAUCUAUGGCGGCCAAGGCCCCACAGGGCCUAUUUAUGGUGGGCAGGGCCCUACUGGCCCCAUCUACGGAGGACAGGGACCGACUGGGCCGAUUGGAGGCGGUCAAGGACCAAACGGACCUAACGGACCUAACGGACCUAACGGACCUAAUGGACCCAACGGACCAAACGGGCCAAACGGGCCAAACGGACCAAACGGACCAAACGGACCUAAUGGGCCAACCGGACCCAUUUCUGGGGGACAGGGACCUACUGGACCAGUCUCGGGUGGGCAGGGGCCAACUGGUCCAGUCUCGGGAGGACAAGGUCCGAUUGGACCAGUUGAUAACUCGCAAGGUCCUACUGGGCCGAUUGACAACUCACAGGGACCCACGGGACCCAUUGACAACUCGCAGGGACCCACAGGACCGAUUGACAACUCGCAAGGACCCACAGGGCCGAUUGCAGGAGGGCAAGGACCGAAUGGACCCAACGGUCCGAAUGGACCUAACGGGCCAAACGGACCUAACGGACCGAAUGGCCCUAACGGGCCAAACGGACCUAACGGACCGAAUGGCCCUAACGGGCCAAACGGACCUAACGGACCAAACGGACCUAACGCACCGAAUGGGUCAAACGGACCUAACGGGCCAACAUCUGGUGGUCAAGGGCCGACGGGACCAAUUUCAGGAGGGCAAGGACCAACAGGGCCAAUUUCUGGAGGGCAAGGACCAACAGGCCCUAUCUCUGGCGGACAGGGACCAACUGGUCCAAUUUCUGGUGGGCAAGGGCCGACCGGGCCAAUCUCUGGGGGACAGGGACCGACAGGCCCCAUUUCUGGUGGGCAAGGACCGACAGGGCCAAUUUCUGGAGGACAGGGACCUACAGGUCCAAUUUCUGGUGGGCAGGGACCAACUGGGCCAAUUUCUGGAGGACAGGGACCGACAGGGCCAAUUUCUGGGGGACAGGGGCCUAACGGACCAAACGGCCCUAACGGACCAAACGGACCUAACGGACCAAAUGGACCUAACGGACCAAACGGACCCAACGGGCCUAACGGGCCUAACGGACCAACCAGCCCCGGCGGAAGCGGUAGCCCAAGUGAACCUGGUGCUUCCCCGGGCAGCCAGCCCGGAGGCCCCGGCUCUAACCCCGGCGGCAACGGCGGCAACGGUGGACAACCAGGGCAGGGUGGUCAGGGAGGUUAUCCUGGUGGUCAACCCGGACAGGGAGGACAGCCUGGAGGCCAGCCCGGACAAGGAGGACAACCAGGACAAGGUUAUCCAGGUGGACUGCCUGGACAGGGUGGUCAACCCGGACAAGGAGGACAGCCUGGACAGGGUGGACAACCCGGACAAGGAGGACAGCCCGGACAAGGAGGGUACCCCGGUGGUCAGCCAGGUCAGGGAGGUCAGCCCGGACAAGGAGGACAGCCUGGUGGACAGCCCGGACAAGGAGGACAACCUGGUGGACAGCCCGGACAAGGCGGACAGCCAGGACAGGGAGGGUACCCUGGUGGACAGCCAGGUCAGGGAGGUCAGCCCGGACAAGGAGGACAGCCUGGUGGACAGCCCGGACAAGGAGGACAACCUGGUGGACAGCCCGGACAAGGUGGACAGCCAGGACAGGGAGGGUACCCUGGUGGACAGCCAGGUCAGGGAGGUCAGCCCGGCCAAGGAGGACAGCCUGGUGGCCAACCCGGACAAGGCGGUCAGCCGGGACAAGGUGGAUCUGGAAAUCAGCCCGGACAAGGUGGACAGGAUGGCUGCAGUGGUGAGGGCUUCCAGCCCGCCCCCGGUGACUGCACCAAGUUCCUGCGGUGCGUGGACAACGGCCAGGGCGGCCUCACCAAGUACGAGUUCUCGUGCGGGCCCGGCACAGUGUGGGACCAGGCGCUGCUCACGUGCAACUACCCGUCCGCCGUGCAGGGCGAGUGCCACAACGCGCAGCCCGCGCAGGGCGGCGACGACGGCGACGACGGAUCGUACAAGCCGGACGGCGACGACGGCUCCUACAAGCCCGACAACGGCGAUGGCGGCGACGACGGCUCGUACAAGCCCGACAACGAGGAGAACCUGGUAUACCCCGAGGACGGCGGACAGCCCGGACAGCCUGGACAGCCUGGACAGCCUGGCGGCGGAGACCAGGGUGGACAGCCACCAGCGCCGGGUGACGGCACCUGCAGCCAAGAGGGCUUCGCGCCAGACCCAAGCGACUGCAAGAAGUUCAUCCGCUGCGUCAACAACGGCAACGGCCUCACGCGGUACAACUUCGACUGCGCCGCCGGCACGGUGUGGGACCAAGACGUGCUCACCUGCAACCACCCGUGGGCUGUGAAGCCCCCGUGCGGCACCGGGUCUCCUCAGAGCCCGGCCGGACAAGGACCCGACGGACCCAACGGCCCUAACGGACCCAAUGGAGGCGGACAGGGACCAAACGGACCUAACGGCGGAGGCGAGGGACCGAGCGGGCCUUACCCACCGGCUGGACCUCCUAGCGGACCUAGCGGGCCCAAUGGACCGAAUGGACCGAACGGGCCAAGCGGUCCUAGCGGACCUCAGGGUCCCAACGGACCAAAUGGCGGUGGACAGGGACCUAAUGGACCCAACGGGCCUAACGGGCCAAGUGGGCCUCAGGGGCCAAGUGGGCCUCAGGGGCCAGACGGGCCGAAAGGACCUAAUGGACCCAACGGACCAAACGGACCAGACGGCCCGAGCGGGCCUUACCCGCCCGCUGGUCCUCCCGACGGCUCCAACAAACCCGGCGGGCCUGAGAGCGGCGGCCAGAACGGAACCACCCCCUGUGAUAAGCCCAACAAACCCAAGCCCAAGCCGCAGAUCAAGUGCGAGAAGGCCGGCUUCUACCCGCACCCGUCCGACUGCAAGAAGUUCUACCGCUGCGUGGACUGGGACGGUGACAAGGGCCAGCGCUUCUCUGUCUUCUUCUUCGACUGCCCCGCCGGCACCAUCUGGGACCCCGCCCUGGACACGUGCAACCACGCCGACUCCGUGUACCCGCCCCGCGACUGCGACGGCGAGAGCCCUCCCGACUCCAGCUCGCCGCCUAGCGAGCCCUCGUCGGAGCCCACCACGCCGAGCUCGUCCGAGCCCACCACCGCGCCUUACAACGAGACGUCUACGACCCCGGCUGGCUCAUCCGAGCCCACGACCCCGGCUGGAUCUGAGCCCACCACCCAACCUGGCUCCUCGGAGCCCACCACCCCUGGGUCCACUGAGCCCACCACCGGCGGUUCGACCGACGCCGCCACGACGGCUCCACCAGAGUCGUCGACGGCCCCUGAAUCCACCACCCCGGCCGGCAGCACGACGCCCGAGUCCUCGACCACGCCGUCGAACGAGACGUCCACCGAGGGCACGACGCCAGCCGAUGGCAGCACCGAGUCCAGCAGCCCCGCCGCGACGACGCCAGACUCCACGACGCCCAGCGCCACCACGCCGGCCACCAACGAGACGUCCACCGAGCCCAGCAGCACCGAGUCGCCGAGCUCCACGGACGCCUCCAGCACCGAGGCCGGGGCCACCACCGCGCCGACCUCGCCGUCAGACUCCAGCACGCCAGCCUCCACGGACGAGCCCACCACGCCGUCGUCCACCGAGCAGCCCAGCACGGAGCCGUCGUCCACCCCCAAGCCGCCAAGCAACAACACCGAGUGCCCCGACCUGGAGGACAACCAGAUGCCGCUCGUGUGCCCCACGGGCUUCAAGCGCCACCCCAAGUUCUGCGACCAGUUCUACCAGUGCACGGGCGGCAACGGCGGCAACGACAUGAAGGUCCUGGUGCUGUCGUGCCCCAACGCCACGCUCUUCGACGAGGAGAAGAUCCAGUGUCUGCCCCAGGGCGAAACGACGCCCUGCAAGGGCUCCAUCGCCGGCGACCGGGUGCGGCGGUUCGUCGACGACGCCCCUCCUCCAGUUCAGAUUGCGACCAAAGGACAUCUGUGCCCCGAGGAGGGCCUGUUCCCCUACGACCAGGACUGCCUCCGGUUCUUCAAGUGCAAGAGGACGGCCAGAGGCCACCUCCAAGGCUACCUGUACCAGUGCCCCAAGGGCUUCGCGUACUGGGAGGUGUCCAAGCGGUGCGAGCGCAUCGGCCGCAUCCCACAGUGCCGGCGGGGCAUGGCCUACGACAACCGCUACACGGAGGCGGCGCUCGCCCCCACCGAGAUGUACAACGUCGGCGCGUAGGGGCCGCGGCGAGGACCGCGACGAGGACCGCGACGACCGGGGAACCCGAGGACCUCGGUGUUCCGGAGGGGGAAUAGGGAGGACGACGACGCGGUGCUGAGAGACGCAUGCUACGCCCGCGGCGGAGGCUUAGGGAUUUUACUUGGUUGCAGUUGUUGGCGAGCACGCCGUCGGCCGCGCCUCGCCCGCCCGGUGCCUGCCGGUGCCGCGGGGUGGGGGCGAGCGUGCCGCCGCAUUUGCCAUCCGCCGCGGGCCGUAGUGUCCAGUGUAGUGACGCGUGGGCGACCGCCGCUAGUUUGCUCAUAUUGAGCACGGUCGCGCCACUGGAGCAGCCGCCCCGUCGGCGGCGUUCCGUUUUGAUCUUACACAUUUUAAACUGAGUUAGCGUAAGACACGCAGUGAUUAGCUUAAACAUGUACUCGCACGACGUGUGCAUUACAGACCCAAGACUAGAAACUAGACUCACGAGCGACGUAACUUCGUAUCGGUAGUGCCACUUCUUCUCAAGUUUUAACUUAUUUUUUCUGUGUUUUUUUUACGACCGCUUUAAACUACAGGCUGAAGGAAACUGGCCGUAACAAGACAGCGAACUAGUAGACAUUAGAUUUUUUUACGUUCUGCAUACCAGCCAUUGACAAAUGUGAUCUGAGUUAUUUAAAGAAAAGAUAGGCUAGAUGUAUUUUACAAAUAUAAUAUGAAAAUUAGUUGAAUAGUAUCGGCCUCUCAUCUGCCACAAACACAAAGCCAGGGUAAUAUUUGCACUUUUAAGUCUGUGAUCUGCUUACAAUUUCCCUUUUAAUUAAUAACAACAAAAGUUGUUUUUCUGCACAAGCAGUUGAACCUUCUUUGCGGGGCAAUGCGUUGCGUACCGCCUUUUCUUUUUAUAUUUUUUUAAAUAAUCAUUUCUCUCUUUAUUUCCUUUUCCCCCCGAGUGCUUGUGCCGCCGCUUACUGAGAAAUGAAACACAAGAAAGACAUGGCCAAUGAGAGAGUCGCUCAGUGUGAAUGUGGCGGUUGUAUAUAAACCCUUUCGAGUGAAUGCGAAUUUUGUGUGAUGUGAGAGCGAGUGCAAGACUGUUUGUCCUUCUACAAUUAAAUAAAGUGCUAGAGAUUAAAACUGUGCAA